This is a messenger RNA of Ixodes scapularis (black-legged tick), 978 nucleotides long. RefSeq lists its product as uncharacterized. Bases 1 to 978 code for a protein of 325 amino acids. NCBI's taxonomy places the organism in Eukaryota, Metazoa, Arthropoda, Arachnida, Ixodida, Ixodidae. The transcript is spliced from 6 exons. Gene Ontology annotation, molecular function: protein binding. The record is from RefSeq and is a predicted model, not a curated record.
AUGGGUCGGUGCAAGUCGCCCAGGGCCACAGCUGACCACGCUCGGAGGAUCAUCGCAUCCCUUCCGCUGGGUGCCCACCGUCGUCUGCUGGUGGCAGUGGCCGCGUCGGUCAUCGCCAUGGCCGACGCGGCACAGGGGCCGAGGAAGAAUGCCGUGGAGAUGGACGGCAGUUAUCGGGCUUACUACAUGAACGACUUCUGCAGCGAGGGCCAGAAGCCGCUGCCCGUGCACCUGCCUCUGUUCAGCGAGCAGGCUUCCGUGGUGCUCUUUUCGCACCGGCGCAACAGCACGCCCAAGAGCGGCACCUGCCGGCUGCCCUUCCAGGUCGAGUCGGCGGCCAAGUUCACGCUGUCCUUCCGCUUCUUCGACACCGUCUCCGACUCCUUCAUCUGCCACAUGUACCUCGAGCUCAUUUCGUCGUCGGAAACGACGGAUCUCCUGUGCGGGAAGGACUACACCGGCACGAAGAGCAUGGAGAAGAUGUCGUCGACGCUGACUCUCAAGUGGACAGUGUCCCAGAGGGAUGUCUUGAAGAGGCUGGGAGGAUUCGAGAUCGUCAUAACCGGAUUUGAGCAGCCCGAUUCCGGCGGUUGUGGAUCUGGAUUGAGCAAGUGUGCCAAUAACCGAUGCAUCUGGCAUGGCUUCAAGUGCGACGGCAAGGACAACUGUGGAGACUUUAGCGACGAACGCCUUUGCUUUGCUGGAAUGCAAGACUUCAGCCUUUAUGUCAUCGCCCUCUUUCUCGUAACUCUUCUGCUCCUUGCUGUCGGUGUGGUGUUCAAGAUCAUGUACGACAAGUACGCUGUCGCGCCCCUAGAUGCCGAAGCACCGGUCCAGGGUGCCGACGCCCAGGUCCCGGGUUCCAUCCAGACGGUACUUCUACCCGGACCCCCUCCGGCCAUGGUCGUGAAGAAGACGCCGUCGGGUUCUUACCUCGACGAAGGAGCGCCUCGUCCCAAGCCCAGUAUGAUGAACUAG